AUGGAUUUUGUUAAAGAUUUAGACAACAGGCUUCUUUUCGCAAUUCCUAAGAAGGGACGUCUCUACGAGCAAUGUUUACAACUGUUGAAUGGUUCUGAUAUUCAUUUCAACCGUCGUUCGCGACAAGAUAUUGCUCUCAGUACCAACUUACCCGUUGCACUCAUCUUUUUACCGGCUGCUGACAUUCCAAAAUAUGUAGCAGAAGGUAAUGUCGAUUUGGGCAUUUCAGGCCAAGACAUGAUUGUCGAAAAUGAAGUUGAAGAUAAGAUCAAUCAAGUGAUGGAAUUGGGAAUUGGCGCGUGCCGUUUAUGUUUGCAAGUGCCCAUGCAGAGUGGCUUUAAAAGUUUAGAAGAAUUAGCAGGCAAACGUAUCGUUACAAGUUUUGACGGAUUUGCCAAAAAAGUGUUUGAACCUAUCGAUAAAAAGUUGGGCACGAAGACUGUCAUCAAUUAUGUAUCCGGUUCAGUAGAAGCUGCUUGUGCUCUAGGUCUUGCUGACGGUAUCAUUGACUUGGUUGAAUCAGGUGAAACAAUGCGUGCAGCUGGUCUUCACGAUAUUCAUACCCUUUUAAAGACCCAAUUUGUUCUUAUGGCCAACAAAAACUCCAAACAUCAAUCUUUGAUUGAAAAGCUCACAUCACGUAUACGUGGUGUUAUUACCGCCGACAAAUAUGUCUUGUGCACUUACAACGUGGAACGCAGUAACUUGCCGAAGGCCGUAAAAAUUACACCCGGUCGUCAAGGACCUACUGUGUCAACUCUGGACUCUCACGAAGGUUGGGUAGCUGUAUCUGCUAUGAUUGAAAAGAAACAGAAGGGCGAAAUUAUGGAUAAAUUAACUGAAGUCGGUGCUACAGAUAUCUUGGUAAUGGCAUUUACCAAUUGUAGAGUCUAA
Messenger RNA from Mycotypha africana, 894 nucleotides. RefSeq lists its product as uncharacterized. Gene Ontology annotation, cellular component: cytoplasm. The record is from RefSeq and is a predicted model, not a curated record. NCBI's taxonomy places the organism in Eukaryota, Fungi, Mucoromycota, Mucoromycetes, Mucorales, Mycotyphaceae. Gene Ontology annotation, biological process: L-histidine biosynthetic process. The coding region runs from base 1 to 894 and encodes 297 amino acids. Gene Ontology annotation, molecular function: magnesium ion binding; ATP phosphoribosyltransferase activity. The transcript has 2 exons.